GCCAUGUCGCUGAGCCCCAAGCACACGACGCCCUUCUCGGUCACCGACAUCCUCAGCCCGAUGGAGGAGAGCUACAAGAAGUUCGGCGGCAUGGACGGGGCGGGCGGGCUGGGCGCGCCCCUCGGGCCGUACCGCCAGGCGUCCGUGCCUCCCGCCGCCGCCGUGCCGCAGCACGUCCCCGCGGGCACGGCCGCCUAUCACAUGCCCCACGGCGUUUCGCAGUUCCCGCACGGAGCCGUCGGGGGCUACUGCAACGGCGGGCUGGGCAACGUGGGCGAGCUGCCCGCCUACCCCGAGGGGAUGCGGGGCGGCGCGGCGGCGGGCGGCGGCUGGUACGGGCCCGGCGGCGACCCCCGCUACUCCAGCAUCUCCAGGUUCAUGGGCCCGUCGGCGGGGAUGAACGUGGCCGGCAUGGGCGGCCUGAGCGGCAUCGCCGAGGGCGCCAAGGCCAUCGUGCCGCUGCAUGCGGCGCCGCGGAGGAAGAGGAGGGUGCUCUUCUCCCAGGCGCAGGUCUACGAGCUGGAGCGGCGCUUCAAGCAGCAGAAGUACCUGUCGGCGCCGGAGCGGGAGCACCUGGCCAGCCUGAUCCACCUGACCCCCACGCAGGUGAAGAUCUGGUUCCAGAACCACCGCUACAAGAUGAAGCGCCAGGCCAAGGACAAGGCGGCCGCCCAGCAGUUGCACCCCGGCGGCGGCGGCGGCGGCGGUGGCAGCGGAGGCCUGUGCCAGCAGCCCUCGCCGCGCCGCGUGGCCGUGCCGGUGCUGGUGAAGGACGGCAAACCCUGCCCGCCGCCGGGCAACGCAACCCCGGGCCCCGGGCCGGCCGCCCCCGCGGCCCCCGCCGCCGCCGCGCCCGCCGCGCACCCGCACCCCGGCUCGCUGGGGCAGGCGGCCGACCUGGAAGAGCUGUCGCCCAGCCCGCCGGCGCUGCACGGCCCCGUGGCUCCCCUGGCCCCCCUGGACUCGGCCAGCGUCGACUACAACGGCGGCAUGGUCAGCCCCAACCUGCUCUACGGCAGGACGUGGUAA
This is a messenger RNA of Haemorhous mexicanus (house finch), 1029 nucleotides long. It is a transcript of the gene NKX2-4, whose product is annotated as NK2 homeobox 4. Gene Ontology annotation, biological process: cell differentiation; regulation of transcription by RNA polymerase II. Gene Ontology annotation, molecular function: DNA-binding transcription factor activity, RNA polymerase II-specific; RNA polymerase II cis-regulatory region sequence-specific DNA binding. NCBI's taxonomy places the organism in Eukaryota, Metazoa, Chordata, Aves, Passeriformes, Fringillidae. The coding region runs from base 4 to 1029 and encodes 341 amino acids. The record is from RefSeq and is a predicted model, not a curated record. Gene Ontology annotation, cellular component: nucleus. The transcript has 2 exons.